AUUGGCCCAAGCCGAAGGAAAAGUGCCAAUGAGCCAAACUUGCUGGGGAUGUUUUUUUUCUCUGGGUCACAGCUAUUCCUGAUAAUGCGGUACAUGUAUGGAAAUGGCAUGGAAUGCAAGAGGGGAGGGAUGAAGGGGCUGAAAAGCCCAAGUGCAAGGGAAGGAGGUGAGAGAAGGGAGGGAGAGGCACGUUGAGGCAGUUGUGCUCCUCCAGCCUCCUCUGCCCAAAAUGCAAGCCCUCUGGGUGGCUGUCGUUGCCCUCCUCUGCCAGGCAGCCUGGUCCCCUCUGGUCGGUGGAGACCCCCAAACGGCCAGCCCCAAAACCCGGCACAAGAAGCCCGGCAGCACCUUGGCCCCUUCCAGCCAAGGGACGGCUCAGCCCAAAGUGGCCUCCACCAUCACCACUUCCAGGACCAAGCAGGUGAAGGGCACUGCCAGCCCCAGGACCAGCUCCCCGGGUAAUUUCAGGACCACCACAGUGGCAUCCUAUGGCCGGAAGGGCCUGGAACAGCCCCCCACCACCACCAGCGCCAAGAAGAUGCCGCUCUCCACGCCAAGGCCAACGGACAACAAAGCUCCGAAAAAAUCUGUCCGAGUUAAAGUCAUCAAGAAAAAAGUCGUGAAGAAGAAAACCAAGCUGUCCCUCCAGGAAAGAAUGGCCAAAGAGGCAUCAAAAUGUCCUCCACUUGGACUGGAGUCUCUGAGGGUCCGGGACUCACAGCUGCGCUCCUCCAGCUUCAAGCGAGAGGGACUCGGUCCCCAUCGUGGACGCCUCAACAUCCAGUCUGGCAUCCAUGACGACGAUUUGUAUGAUGGAGGCUGGUGCGCUGGACACAAGGACAAGAAGCAAUGGUUGGAGAUCGACGCCAGGCGACUAACACGCUUCACUGGCAUCAUCACACAAGGGCUAAACUCCAUCUGGACGUAUAGCUGGGUAACAUCAUACAAGGUACAAUUCAGCAAUGACACCCAUCGCUGGCUGCCUUGCAAGAACGGGAGCGAAGAGGCGGUAUUCCCUGGAAAUAAGGACCCGGAGACUCCAGUCCUCAACCCGUUCCCCGUCCCAGUGGUGGCUCGAUACCUUCGCAUCAACCCUCAAACCUGGUUUGAGAACGGGACCAUCUGCCUAAGGAUGGAGGUCCUGGGUUGCACCGUGCCAGACCCAAACAACAUCUAUCUGUGGGAUGACUUGCCGGUGACCAACGAUAAACUGGAUUUUAGACAUCACAACUACAAAGACAUGAGGAAGCUGAUGAAGAAAGUGAACGACGCGUGUCCCAACAUCACACGCGUGUACAGCAUUGGGAAGAGCUACCAGGGCCUGAAAAUGUACGUCAUGGAGAUUUCAGAUAACCCCGGGCACCACGAAGUCGGGGAGCCGGAGUUUCGCUACGUGGCCGGCAUGCAUGGGAACGAGGUCCUGGGCCGGGAGCUGGUGCUCAAUCUUAUGGAGUACCUCUGCCACGAAUACAAGAAGGGCAACCCUCGCAUCCGGAGGCUGGUCACUGAGACCCGGAUCCACCUUUUGCCUUCCAUGAACCCGGAUGGAUAUGAAACUGCCUACAAGCUGGGUUCUGAGCUCUCUGGCUGGGCCAUGGGCCGGUGGACGUACGAAGGCUUUGACCUCAACCACAACUUUGCUGACCUCAACACCGCCUUGUGGGACGCGGAGGACAACGACAUGGUGCCCCACGAGUUCCCCAACCACUACAUCCCCAUCCCAGAAUCCUACACGUUUCCGAAUGCCACGGUUGCCCCAGAAACCCGGGCAGUCAUAAGCUGGAUGCAGCGCUACCCGUUCAUGCUGAGUGCCAACCUGCACGGCGGAGAGUUGGUGGUGACGUACCCCUUCGAUAUGACGCGCACCUACUGGAAGGCUCAGGAGCUCACGCCCACGGCUGACGACGCCGUCUUCCGCUGGCUGGCCACCGUAUAUGCCACCUCCAACCUGGCCAUGGUGGAAGAUGACCGGCGGCUCUGCCAUUACGAGGACUUCAUGAGGGAAGGCAACAUCAUCAACGGGGCCAACUGGCACACCGUCCCUGGAAGUAUGAACGACUUCAGCUACCUUCACACAAACUGCUUCGAGAUCACAAUCGAAUUAUCUUGCGACAAGUUUCCCCAUGAGUCAGAGCUGCCCCAGGAAUGGGAAAACAACAAGGAAUCCUUACUGUUGUACAUGGAGCAGACUCGCAGGGGCAUUAAGGGAAUAGUCCGGGACAAAGACACCGAAGAAGGCAUUGCGGAUGCCAUCAUUUCAGUGGAUGGCAUCAACCAUGACAUCAGGACAGCUUUUGAUGGUGACUACUGGCGCCUGCUGAACCCCGGGGAGUACGAGGUGACGGCCGCGGCCGAGGGCUACCACUCGGUGACCCGCAGUUGCCGCGUCUCUUACGAAGACCACCCCACCGUCUGCGACUUCCGCCUGACCAAGACGCCCAAGCAGCGCCUGCGGGAGAUCCUCUCCAAAGGCGGGAAGGUCCCCAAGGACUUGGUCUUGCGCCUCCGCCAGCUGCGGCUGCGCAAGCUGCGCUCCCAGAAGCGGGACCAGUGAGGAAGAAGAGGGCCUCUGGAAUCCAGAACUGACCCUCUCCAGAAUCAUUCCAGGACCAGAAACACACACGUGCCGUUCGAAGCCACCAUCACUUAUCCCAGCAGCAACUUCUUUCCUCAUCCUGAGCAGACGUGAUCAACAAAUAACCAUGUGCAAUUUCUGCAUUUGGGGAAAACCAACCCUGGUGAUUGUGUACGAGGUGAUCUGUGUUUUCUCCAUCUUUGCCCCUUUUCCCAGGCAAUUGUCAAGUUCUGGUAUAAGCUGGUGGGUACUGGAAGGCUUCAUUUCGUAGAAUGGAGAUACAGCUGGCCUGGGCUCCAAGGGGAAGGAAACAAUCUGUGGCCAAAUCCUCAUUUAUUUUUCACUCAAAGAUGAAUAGAUGGCAUGAAGUGGUGACAAAGAACUGUGCAAGUACAAUGUUCACUUGCACAGCACAAGUAGAAUGCUCACUUGCACAGUGAAAUAAUGUUCGCUUGCAUCGUGCAAGUAGAAUAUUUGCUUGCUGAAUGUUAAACAAUGGUCCCUUUCCCUUUAAGAGUGGCCCUAAGUAAGUGCUUUUCAGGUAUGGUUUCACAGUGUGUGAGAGUUAAAUCGAAACUCAUUCACCUCUCUAUCUCAAUUCCUCUCCGUAGGUGAUCUAGCGAUUUAGUCGCACGAACAUAAAUCCACACUCAGCUGUCAGCCAACGGUUCUUAACUUUUAUUGCAGUAAUUACAUCUAUAUACAAAGCACAGCUGGAGAAGUCCAUCUACAUGUCCAACGAAGAACAUUAUCUAUAAACUUGUCAAUGCCCACAUUCCACAAUAGUGACAUAUCCGGCAACGUUUGCGGAAACGACACAGUGUCACUCUAGCAAUUAAUCUUUCUCUAUGCAUUUAACCACUGCUCUACUGGAAUGCUGCACACACUAGCUUUAAACCACAAAUGAAAAUUUCACAUCACACAAACCAUCACUCCAACAUGGUUUUCUUCUUUGUUAAGUUAGGAAAAGCCACAUCCACCCAUGAAACUCCUAACGGGGAAGGAAUUAUCUUGAGAACUAAGAGCACUAAUAGGAAAGACGGAAACCCCAUAAAAUCCUCGCUUAAGGAAAUUCUUAUUUCCAAAUACAGUGGAUUUCCCUAGUCCUCUCUGUGACGAAAAGUCAGAAGGAAUGGAUAAAGAUCAUCCAGUCCAACCCCAUUUGACCAAACAGGAAUACACCAUCUAAGCAUUCCUGACCAAGCACAAAUGACAUAAUUGCACAUUCUUAAUUCAGGAAAUCUGAUGUCUAGAAAGAUGUGAGUCUCCCUUUGCAAAAUUAAGCUUACGCCCAUCAAAUUCCCUUUGGAUUAUAUUAAAUUGCGGUUCUCAGCAGCCUUGAACAAGUAUGUACUUUGCAUCGCUGGAAAAGUUUUGAAUCAGACCCCAUGAAGCCUAAGAAGAGAUUGAACUCUAUGCUACUGCACCUUUCUGCUAAAACCAAGAUAGUGGCAUCCCAUUCCAAAAGUGGCAUCUACACUGUAGAAAUAAUGCAGUUUGAUACCACUUUUAAAUGUCAUGGCUCUAUACUACGGAAUCCUGGGAGUCGUACUGUUACAAGAUCAAGUUUGGUGCUUCCCCAAACUACAACUCCCAGAAUGCCGUAUCAUUGAGCCAUGGUAGUUGGAAGUGGUAUCAAACUGCAUGAAUUCGACAGUGUGGAUGCGGCCAAAAUGUUGGAAGCUUAUGGUUGAGUGUAAACCAUGCUUUCUGCAUAUUCUCCCCAGUACAUUGUAUACAUCUUCUGUAUCAUAUCCUUCAAUACAAGCAAGAGCGGUGGUGGUUGUGGUGGUGAUGGGAAUCAAGAGCUUGGAAAGGUUACUUAUCCAGCUCUGGAUCAUGGACUUGCAUGGAAACCAAUGGCAUCUCCCAUCUGCUGGGCAGGUUCUGAUUGGAAGGUGCCGUGGAUCAAAAGCCUUAGGACAAGAGGAAGAUGCAACUGUUUUUGUAAAUAAAUUUAAAUGCUGGCAUUGCGGUGCCCUUGCUAGCCAAGGGGCAUUUAGACUGAGUCUUUCAGAAUAAAAAUUGUUUGAUAUUUAACCUUCUAAAACA
Anolis carolinensis (green anole) is the source of this 4627-nucleotide messenger RNA. It is a transcript of the gene cpxm1, whose product is annotated as carboxypeptidase X, M14 family member 1. The transcript has 14 exons. Gene Ontology annotation, biological process: protein processing; peptide metabolic process. Gene Ontology annotation, molecular function: metallocarboxypeptidase activity; zinc ion binding. The coding region runs from base 230 to 2554 and encodes 774 amino acids. The record is from RefSeq and is a predicted model, not a curated record. NCBI's taxonomy places the organism in Eukaryota, Metazoa, Chordata, Lepidosauria, Squamata, Anolidae.